UGGUGAUAAAUUUCAGUUGUCUGGCCUUUUAAACAGCUGGUCAGCUCUGACUAAUAACUUCUUCCAGGUUUGUUCAAAUUAACCUAAAUAUGAAAUCAUGGCUGUCUGCACAGAACACCCUGCAGAAUCACGAUUACAUCCACCCCAAAAUGCUAAGCCCUAAAUGUUUACUUAUGUUUCCUAUUUGGCAGAGGCAGCCCAAAAGGCAAAUAAAUCACAUGCUGUGAGCUGGCCAGGCCCUUGACUGUGAGAAACUGAGACUAAAAAGCAGAACAAGAGUUAAAGAGUAAAGGGUUUUCAGAUGUGAGUCCAGCCCAGCUUGGGUGUGCUCCCUUUUAUUUGGGAGAAUGGAGAGGACAAUCUUUUUUGCCUCCACCCCUUUAAAAAAGAAAGAAAAUCCUAAAGAAACGUGUGUUGAAGAGGGGAAGAGCUGCUGCCAAGCACAGGGCCGUCAGACAGAUCUUCAAAGAACAUCUGGUAACCGCGGGUAACACUGUUUGGACAUCUGGUAACCGAAGGUUACACUGCGUCUCUUCCAUCCUGUCGGGUUUCCUGUUAUGCCUCGCUGUACACACUCUAAGAAGUUUAGGGUUAUCAUAUAUGGUCACCGGUUGGGGAAAACGUACCUUUAUUCAUUUUUUCUGACAUGAAGGGAGCACUUGGUUUCAUUGGGGUAUUCCUCUCCUUUUUCUGCGAUACCACUUAUGGAGAGUCUACCUUGUCAUUUGCUUGUGGGAAUAAUUCUCACCAUUGUCAGGAGUAUUGCAGCUUCUGUUAUAACUUUUAUGGUGCACCAACAAUGGAUUGCCUUUCCAUCAUGCUUGACCAUCUAUGUCUCCUCAAAUUUAAUGGUGCAAUGGCAUCACUAAACAACACUGACUGGUGCACUUGGGGCAAUGUGAGCGUUUUAUAUAGUAACCUAAGCCUUUGCACAGAGGAGAUAUCUGACUGUCUAGUGAUCCCAUGGCCCAACCAGCUGGUGGAACAGACCUUUGUGGAUAUUCACUCCAGAUUUUUCAAGGAUUGUCCCACAGAGCAGCUAAGUGACCCACCCCCUUUCAUCGUCUUUGCCUUGGUGAUAACUCCCAUCUGUCUGAUCCCUGUCAUGGUCAGCCUUGUGGUGCUCAAGACCAAGAAUGCUGAUGGUAGCUCCUGAAAAUCCUGAAUCUUGACCUUGAUCACAAUUCCCAAGAAUAUAACCUGCACUCUCCCUCCUUUGCAAACCUGAGGACUACAGCUUGUUAACACAUACACCGCAGCUUCACUUUCAUCCCGCUAGUGACCUUGAAGAGGACUGAAUAUUUCUGAGGAAUUCUAAAAUAUUUGCCACAGAGGAACCCUUUUGAGAAGAUGACACUGAUUCAGAAAUAAUGUCAUAAUCAGUGGCAUCACAAUGAUUCCAUCUGUUCAAUAACAACCUCCUUGAUGCUAACAGAGACACACUGUGAUUAAAUCUGUGUAAUUAUAAAUUACUGUACCAUACUGUGACACAAGUUUGGUUUCAACCAACCCACUCAAGAUCUGAACAUUUAUCUAGUGGUCACAUCCAAUUUGCAGACGCCAUUCAGAAAACAAAGUUUGGUUUUCUACUUAAGAACCCAGUAUUCAGUGUUGUGAUGACAAAAGCUCUGGAGCUUGCAGAAGUUAAGUCAAAUGUAAUUGUGAUGACGCUCCUCUACACGUUGGACAGCAGUUGUGUUGAUAAAAGACAAGGUAAUGUUUAUUACUGAACUCAUGAACUCUUCUAAUGCAAUUUUAUUUUGCUGCCAAUCAAACCGAUCUCUGCUUUGAGCCAUUGAUUCAACAAUGUACAAUAAGUAUGCGGGGGGACAUGUGCAACCUAAACUGAUUUGAAGUCUGGAUUAGAUAAAGUAUCUAGCAACAUUUGAUCUAGAAAAAGUUCUCUCUAUGUGUAAAGAAAGGACAGGAAAACGAGUAUGGUGCGAUGCAUGGAUCUAGUUAUGUGUGUCAUAGCUUGUGUAAGGUUUGAGGUCAGAGGUUACAGAAGGGACACAAUUAUCUGGUAAACCUAGAAAGGGAGAUUUAUCUCCUGGUAUUGUCUAUUUUUGAAAAGUUAGAAACCCUUUAGCACUUUCUCCUGUCCAAACAACUGCAAUCCUCAUGAUCAAACAAUAUGGUAAUUGAAGUAAAGUUUAUGUAACAUCUCCAUACAGAUCAGACAAAACCGCACAGACAGACAGACAAACAAUAGUCUGUGCAGCAUAGCGAUCAACACUGAGCAACAACAAAAAGAUAACACGUUAUCGUUCAACAGAAUCAUGAUAACGUUGUUACUUAUUGUUUAGUCUUGGAUGACGAUAAAGCCAUUGAAAGUGCUUUCAGAUUUGGAAAGAAAAUUUGUAUUUAUGAACUGUGUUAUAUUUCUGCCAUUGUCAGGGCUUAGUGGAUUUACUGUAUCAUCUGAGCGAUAACCCAUUCUGCCUGCUCUCACACCAUUUACUGUAUGUAUUUUGAUAUACU
This is a messenger RNA of Etheostoma cragini (Arkansas darter), 2481 nucleotides long. RefSeq names its product receptor (G protein-coupled) activity modifying protein 2 (gene ramp2). Gene Ontology annotation, biological process: receptor internalization; intracellular protein transport; cellular response to hormone stimulus. The transcript is spliced from 4 exons. Lineage: Eukaryota; Metazoa; Chordata; Actinopteri; Perciformes; Percidae. Gene Ontology annotation, cellular component: signaling receptor complex; cell surface; membrane. Gene Ontology annotation, molecular function: coreceptor activity. Bases 647 to 1156 code for a protein of 169 amino acids. The record is from RefSeq and is a predicted model, not a curated record.